This is a messenger RNA of Lizanozyma spartinae, 567 nucleotides long. RefSeq lists its product as uncharacterized. Lineage: Eukaryota; Fungi; Ascomycota; Pichiomycetes; Serinales; Debaryomycetaceae. The record is from RefSeq and is a predicted model, not a curated record. The transcript has a single exon. Bases 1 to 567 code for a protein of 188 amino acids.
AUGGGUUCAUUUGCUACCGGAAGAGGAGGAGCUGGUAAUAUUCAUUCCAAUCCCACCGAAUUGACUGAUGGGUUACGUCCGACUGUAUCCACCAAUUCCGUCAAGAAAGUGACUUCUGCUGGCAGUGAUGAUAAGAGAAUAUAUUACUCUACUGGUAGAGGUGGUGCUGGUAAUAUCAAAUCAUCUAGUGAAAUCCCAUCACCAAAGUUAAUUCCUCAAGGUUCUAAUACUCCACAGUUGACUUCCAAUAUCAUUACUACUGGUAGAGGCGGUUUUGGAAACAUGGUUAAGAAUGACAACCCCGAAUUAAUUCGAAAGUUACAAGACGUUGACGGAGCUGCUCCUGGUGAAGAGUUGACAUCUGUUACAAGUAAUAGAUCAUUUACUGUCGGUAGAGGAGGAUUAGGUAACGUUGUUUCAAAGACAAGAUCACAUGGAAGUGCCCAUCUGACUGAGGAAGUGCCUAACUUGUAUGCCGUUACAAGUAAUGGAGAAUCCAGAGAAUCUAGACUCAAGAAGCAAAAUCAAAAGAAUUUUGUAGGCAAAUUGAAGAAUUUAUUCCAUUAG